AUCGUAUUGCUUUUAAUGGUGGCGUCCACCUCUCAGGCUGAGGAAGCGGUGUGCAGGCGAAGAGCAGAUCCAGAGACCCCGCAACUAUCUAAGAAUGGGGACAUUAUGUUAGGGGGAGUCUUUUCUUUACACAGCAAAUGGCAAGGCAGAAUGGAUACCUACAUGCAGAAACCACUGCCACUGCAAUGCACCAGUUUCAAUUUAAGAGGGAUCCAGUAUAUCCAGGCUAUGCUCUUAGCCAUAGAAGAGAUUAAUAACAGCACUGAUCUAUUGCCUGGCAUCUCUCUGGGAUAUAAGAUCUAUGAUAUAUGUGGCUCCAUUUCAAGAGGGGUGGGGGUCACACUGGCCUUGACUAAUGGUAAUGAAGAGAUAUCUUCAGCCUCUGAUGGAGCAUGUGCCAGACCUGGCCAAGUGCAGGCCAUUGUGGGUGUAGGUCAUUCCACUCCUUCCAUGGCUAUCUCGACUGUUAUUGGACCUUUUCAUAUCCCACUGAUCAGCCACUUCGCUACGUGUGCUUGUCUCAGUGAUAAAACCAAGUACCCAUCAUUCCUCAGAACAAUACCCAGUGACUACUACCAGAGCAGAGCCCUGGCCCAGUUGGUUAAGUACUUUGGUUGGACUUGGGUUGGAGCUAUUAGAUCAAACGAUGAUUAUGGUAAUGAUGGCAUGGCCAUAUUUACAGAAACUGCCCAGCAGCUGGGUAUCUGUCUGGAGUACUCUGUAUCUUUCUAUCGAACAGAUCCACCAGACAAAAUAAAAAAGAUAGUUAACAUUAUUAAAACUUCUACCUCCAAGGUCAUUGUCACUUUCCUCGCUCACAUGGAUAUAGACUUGCUAAUACAUGAGCUGUCUCGCCACAAUUUGACUGGGUAUCAGUGGGUAGGCACUGAGGCCUGGAUCUUUGAUUCCCAAACUGCAUCCAUGGAUAAGCAUCACAUUCUGGAUGGUGCAAUAGGCCUGUCUAUCCCCAAAGCACAUGUCAGUGGCAUGAGAGAGUUCAUUUUGAAUGUGAAGCCACUCAAUUCAACUAGAAAUGAAUUGUUUACAGAUUUCUGGGAGACAUUGUUUGACUGUAAGUUCAAACACUCAAAGUCAUCAUCAGAGAAUCAAAAAGAAUGUACUGGACAUGAAGUUGUGACUGGAGUGGAAAACACAUAUACUGAUAUGUCACUCAUGCCAAUCUUUUACAAUGUUUAUAAAGGAGUGUAUACUGUGGCCCAUGCACUUCAUAAUAUUCUCAGCUGUAAUAGAACAUGUAACAAUAUGGUGAAGCUAGAUCCUUUCACGAUUUUACAGCACAUAAGAAAGAUUCGGUUCACAACAAAGGAAGGAGAUGAAGUUUAUUUUAACGAGAAUGGAGACCCAGCAGCAAAAUAUGAAAUUAUAAACUGGCAGCCAACAGAAAAUGGUAUUGUAGACUUUGUCACAGUUGGUCUUUAUGAUGCAUCUUUAUCUGCAGACAAACAACUUAAACUGCAAAAUAAGUCUUUAAUUUGGGCUCAGAACUCACAACAGGUGCCUCUGUCAGUUUGCAGUGACAAAUGUCCUCCUGGGACUCGAAAGGUUCUGCAGAAAGGAAAGCCUGUCUGCUGCUAUGACUGUUUAAGAUGUACAGAAGGACAAAUCAGCAACACCACAGAUUCGAUCACUUGUGUGAUAUGCCAUCCUGAGUUCUGGUCCAAUGAGGAAAGAGAUGCCUGUGUAAAGAAGGAGGCAGAGUUUCUGUCAUAUGAAGAGAUUAUGGGAGCACUGCUCACUGCAGCUUCUCUCUUUGGAACAUGCAUGACUGCUGUUGUGGCGUUCAUUUUCUUCAGAUACAGACAGACUCCUAUUGUCAGGGCCAACAACUCUGAGCUGAGCUUCCUGCUGCUCUUCUCCUUGAUUCUGUGUUUCCUGUGUUCUCUGACCUUCAUGGGCCGGCCCUCUGAGUGGUCCUGCAUGCUGCGACACACAGUAUUUGGCAUCACCUUUGUCCUCUGUAUCUCUUGUGUUCUGGGGAAAACAAUAGUGGUGUUAAUGGCCUUCAGGGCCACACUCCCAGGUAGUGAUGUGAUGAAAUGGUUUGGGCCUGCACAGCAGAAACUCAGUGUUCUGGGUUUCACUCUUAUACAAGUUAUCAUAUGUAUCCUCUGGUUAACAAUAUCACCUCCCUUUCCCUUUAAGAAUUUUAAGAAGUUCAAGGACAAAAUCAUCUUAGAGUGUGCUCUGGGCUCAGCUGUAGGCUUUUGGGCUGUACUUGGGUACAUAGGACUUCUGGCCAUCUUAUGUUUCGUUCUUGCUUUUCUGGCUCGGAAACUGCCUGAUAAUUUCAAUGAAGCCAAAUUCAUCACCUUUAGCAUGUUGAUAUUCUGUGCAGUAUGGAUCACUUUUAUCCCAGCAUAUGUCAGCUCUCCUGGGAAGUUCAGUGUUGCUGUGGAGAUAUUUGCUAUUCUGGCUUCAAGUUUUGGACUGCUCAUUUGUAUUUUUAUUCCAAAAUGUUAUAUUAUCCUACUGAAACCAGAGAAGAAUACAAAAAAGAAUAUGAUGGAGAAGGGGGCACCAAAAUCUUCAUGA
This is a messenger RNA of Acanthopagrus latus (yellowfin seabream), 2553 nucleotides long. RefSeq names its product extracellular calcium-sensing receptor-like. Gene Ontology annotation, molecular function: G protein-coupled receptor activity. The transcript is spliced from 6 exons. The record is from RefSeq and is a predicted model, not a curated record. Gene Ontology annotation, biological process: G protein-coupled receptor signaling pathway. NCBI's taxonomy places the organism in Eukaryota, Metazoa, Chordata, Actinopteri, Spariformes, Sparidae. Bases 16 to 2553 code for a protein of 845 amino acids. Gene Ontology annotation, cellular component: membrane.